Messenger RNA from Saccostrea echinata, 360 nucleotides. RefSeq names its product THAP domain-containing protein 10-like. NCBI's taxonomy places the organism in Eukaryota, Metazoa, Mollusca, Bivalvia, Ostreida, Ostreidae. The coding region runs from base 1 to 360 and encodes 119 amino acids. The transcript has a single exon. Gene Ontology annotation, molecular function: sequence-specific DNA binding. The record is from RefSeq and is a predicted model, not a curated record.
AUGGCCAGCAAAAGUGUCGGACGCAUGUGUGUUGUAGCGGGAUGCAGCAAAAGACAGUCAGAUGGCGUGUCGGUUCAUGUUUUCCCCAAAGAUGAGCGUCUGCGAGCGGCCUGGUGUCGUUUUGUGAAGCUGACGAGGGCAGACUGGUCUGGUCCUUCGAAAUACACCGUUAUCUGCAGUGACCAUUUCAACGAGGAUUGCUAUGAGGUACAUUUCUCGCUCAUGAAGGACUUUGGGAUCCCAGCGAAGAAGCGUCCACGCCAGGGGUCCAUACCAAGCAUAUAUCCCAAGCGGAAAAGAGACCAACUGAACGAUGCGUUCCUGGAGUCUCCCCAUGUAACAUAUAUGGCAAGAAAUUAG